Molecule: messenger RNA, 3234 nt
Organism: Amphiprion ocellaris (clown anemonefish)
Lineage: Eukaryota; Metazoa; Chordata; Actinopteri; Pomacentridae
Product: gap junction gamma-1 protein-like
Exons: 5
Coding region: 415-1575 (386 amino acids)
Biological process (GO): cell communication
Cellular component (GO): connexin complex
Source: RefSeq, a predicted model, not a curated record
GAGGAGGAGGAGGAAGGGAGUAGGAGCCCGCAAGGAAUCAAAGGUCCUUCUUUUGUCCCUUUCGUUCGGGACCCCGACAUAUGGGGUCAGCGCGGACUGAAUGGGUUCAUACUGAAGCCUCCUGCCGUGGACGCAGAUGAGAACGCGCGUUAAUUAGAAAAAUCUGGUGAAGUAAUUAACAGCAAAGGAGAGAAGACGUGCGGGUUGGAGCGCAGAAGCUGAGCGUUCUGUUUGCGAUAAAAGUUUGUUGGGGCACUUUCAUUUCCUUUUUGGAACGCAAUUGAAGCUAAUUUGGAGUUUUGUUGCGCAAAGUUUAUUUUACCCGCAGUCUGAAAAAAAUAAAGUCAAAUUUUUCGAGCUGUGUGCGCCGCAGAGCGUUUAGAGCUGAUUUAGUGUUCCAGUUACCUUGGCACCAUGAGUUGGAGCUUCCUAACCCGUCUGCUGGAUGAAAUCUCCAACCACUCUACCUUUGUGGGGAAGAUCUGGCUAUCUGUGCUCAUCAUCUUCCGCAUUGUGCUGACUGCUGUCGGUGGCGAAACCAUCUACUACGAUGAACAAAGUAAAUUUGUCUGCAACACACAACAGCCUGGGUGUGAGAACGUGUGCUAUGAUGCAUUUGCUCCACUUUCACAUGUCAGAUUCUGGAUCUUUCAGGUGAUCAUGAUCACCACUCCCACCAUCAUGUACCUGGGCUUUGCCAUGCACAAGAUUGCCCGUAUGGAAGACACUGAGCACCAGUCCAGCAGGAACCGUAAGAAAAGGAUUCCCAUCGUGAGCCGUGGUGCAGUGCGAGACUAUGAAGAAGCAGAGGACAAUGGAGAAGAAGACCCAAUGAUCGCUGAAGAGAUUGAAUCUGACAAAUCAGAGAAGGCAGACAAAAGCUCAGAGAAAAAGCAUGAUGGGCGGCGGCGGAUCCUGCGCGAUGGCCUCAUGAAAGUCUACCUGUGCCAGCUGCUGUGGCGCUCUGCAUUUGAAGUCGCCUUCCUUUUUGGCCAAUAUGUCCUCUAUGGCUUUGAGGUGAUCCCCUCAUACAUCUGCACCCGCUCGCCAUGCCCUCACACUGUGGACUGCUUUGUGUCCCGCCCCACGGAGAAGACCAUCUUCCUACUGGUAAUGUACGUUGUGUCAUUUCUCUGCCUGCUCCUCACGGUCCUGGAGAUUAUCCACUUGGGGAUUGGUGGUAUCCGUGACACCUUCCGCAGGCGGGCCACCCUCAAUUCCCAUGGACCCCAUCCAUCCUCUUCACGCACCAUCCCCACCGCUCCACCGGGAUACCAUGCCACCAUGAAGAAGGAGAAACUGAAAGCAGAGCUGAGGGACUUGCCAAUGGGUGACUCUGGGCGAGAGAGUUUUGGGGACGAAGGCCCCUCUUCCAGGGAGUUGGAGCGGUUAAGGAGACACCUCAAGUUGGCACAGCAGCACCUGGGCCUCGCCUACCCAGCAGAUGAAGGCAGUCCUUCACGCAGCAGCAGCCCAGAGGUCAACACAACCACACAGUCGGCCGCCGAGCAGAACCGCCUCAACUUUGCCCAGGAAAAGCAGGGAGAGGCAAGCGAGAAAGGAAUACAUGCCUGAGCGUGCUUCCUGCCUCAAAUGUCUGUCCUUCUAUUCCUACUGGCCUUAAACACAUGGGGGAAGCACAUAUGGGAAUGCAGUCAGACCACUGAGGGAGACCAAAGCACUUGUGCGUGUGUGACAGAGAAAGAGAGUGAGUGAGUGUGAGAGAUGUGCCUUUCAGUAUUAGGGGGUCAGACGAGGAAAAAAGAAAUGCUGACCAACUGUGUUGUGACAAAUGAUUCAUCUCCACGACUCUAAACUUGAAAGCCCACCAUAUUAUGAGUUUACGCUUACCGACUGAUGUCCAAACCUUGACUGUGCGCCUUUGGCUAAAAUUUGUCUACACCCUGUUCUUUUGGCCAUGUUUUUUUUUCUUUUUUUGUGGCCAUGAAAUAAUCCCUUUCUAUUUAAGACUUUGUAAGGAUAUUGUGAGCUUUAAAACUCCUCUGGCUGAGUGUGCUUUAUUUUGUCUUCCUCACAAAAGAGAGGCUCUCCUUUUUAUCAAAAUGUCACAGAAUGUUAAUGUCUCACUUUGUUGAGGCAUGUUGGCUUCAGAGAGAAUCUUAAACAUAGCCUUGGGUUAUGUCGUUUUGGACCCUGUGCAGGAGCAUGUUUGUUGCAACUAGCAUGGCUGAAACUGUGCUAGGUGAGUCAUGUUUAAGUUAAUUUAAACAGAUUUGAUGUUGGGGAUUAUUGUUUAUUCACCAGAAGUCAUGCAAUAUCAGAGAUGUUUGACAGAUAUUUGAAGCCUUUAUAGUUACUCUAAUCGGCCAAAAUAUUUACCUGGGCAAUGCUUGAAUUCUUAAUCAGCAGGAAAUGCUCCAAGGAAUUUCCAAGAAUUGUAUUUGUAAAAUCAGUUAAUUUGAAAUAGUUACCAGAACUUUUUUUUUUUUUUUUUUUUUUUUUUUUUAAAACUGAUUUGACCAAAGAUCUAGACUAGUGACUUGAAAAGAAAGUUUUGGCAACACAAAUACCAACUGUUUAACAUGACGAAUGAAAAGUAAACAUUUGGAUGUUGAUAAAUUCUUCUCUUCCCUCAAUUAAAAAAUAAAUAAAUGUUCACAAUGUUCGUCACUGAAGAAUAGUUUAAAAAAAAAAAAAAAAUUUUUUUUUGGUGAGUUUCUUGCUACCCAGCUGGAAGCAUCUGUCUUCUGGGACACUGUCAACAAAGAAAUUCUAUCAUGUCUUUUGAAAUUUAUAUUCUUCGUUGGUGACACUUAUUUUCCAUCCUUGACAUGGUCCACUACUUAUGUGCUGAAACAUGGAUGGCAUUGUGUAUGAUGAGAUUUAAAAAAAAAAAUAAAUAAAUAAAUAAAACAACCUAUUUGAGGAAAGGAUGACGGUUGUCUGCUGACGCACAUCCUGGUGCCAUGUAAACACAUAGGUUCAUCUUGAGAUUAUGGAUCAGUGUUCAUAGAGUUCAUACUUUUUUCACAGCCUGUCAGUUGGUUUUAUGGUCUGGUGGCUUAAAAAAUGAAACAACGGAUUGCCACAAAGCUCUUUGCUGUAUUGUAAUCAUCUCACUUCCAAUUUUUGCUAGUUAUUGCAAGGUACAACAUUCCAUUUUGAGUAUGGCACUCCUUCAAUGGUGGUACUUUUUUCUAUUGCAAAUUUUGUAGUGUUUGUAACUGUAGAGAUUAUUUUGUCUUCAGAGUAAAUAAAUAUAUUUGAACUGAA